This is a messenger RNA of Ixodes scapularis (black-legged tick), 792 nucleotides long. RefSeq names its product transcription factor MafK-like. NCBI's taxonomy places the organism in Eukaryota, Metazoa, Arthropoda, Arachnida, Ixodida, Ixodidae. Bases 1 to 627 code for a protein of 208 amino acids. Gene Ontology annotation, molecular function: RNA polymerase II cis-regulatory region sequence-specific DNA binding; DNA-binding transcription factor activity, RNA polymerase II-specific. Gene Ontology annotation, cellular component: nucleus. The transcript is spliced from 2 exons. Gene Ontology annotation, biological process: regulation of transcription by RNA polymerase II. The record is from RefSeq and is a predicted model, not a curated record.
AUGUGUGAAGUUUGCAAGGGGCUUUUUAACGCGUACAUGGAACAAUGCGCUCGCCGAAAUCGGCAUGUUCUCUUCGCAUUCAGAAACUUUGUUUGUUCCCAUCGCGUCGCAGAGCCCCCGAAGGACUCCGACGUGCCUGAGCCCUCCCCUGACGCUAAGCCGUCCCGUCGCAAGCGGCCCGCGAUGCAACCGGAGGACGAUGGGACGCCCGAGAGCUCUGAUCCGGUUCUUCUAGCGAGGCUCCAUCUCCGGGUUUCCGAGACCGAGCUGGCCGACAUGAGCGUGCGCGAGCUGAACGUCGAGCUCCGAGAGCGAGGCCUGAGCUGCGAGCAGGCGCGCCUGGUCAAGCACCUGCGCCGGACUCUCAAGAACCGCGGCUACGCGGCCGUGUGCCGCACGCGCCGGGUCGCCCAGCGGAGCAGCCUGGAGCGCGCCAAGGGCGAGCUGAGGAGCGCCAUCGAAGCGCUCCGGGAGCAGAACGACGAGCUGGUCGCCGAGGUGGAGCGCGUCGAGCGAGACUUCCUGGGACUCGCACGCUGGUGCGUCGAGAGGGGCGUGCCGCUGCCCGAAGACAUUCGCCGAGACGCGCUGGCAGCUGGCCACGGGGCCCGCCAUGACGCCCACUGAGACGAGCAGACAUGUACGAGUUACUAAAAAAAAAGUAAUUAUGUUGAGUUACUCGGUGUUGGUCUCAAAAGCAAUUUGAGUAGAGCAGAAAUUACUCAAAUGAAAGUAAUUGAGUAAAUUACUAACUACCGUAAAAAAGAAGCAAAUUACUUUUAAAGUUAACCU